AUUACAAUAUGGAAUGAAAGUGGCAGCAAUUUGAUCUUAGAUAUUGAAUUUUGUUGUUCAAAUUUACCAACAACGUUGAAUUCAAGUGAAUGUUAUGAGUUGCAAUAGCACAUCUGAUCAUUCUUUCUUCGGAUACUGGGAGAUCAUCGAAUCACUUGAUUCGAGUCUCUCAGAAAAUCUUGGCUUAAAUGGCAUAAAAUUUCUGCUCGAUGAGUCUGGCGACAUCAUAUGGUUCAAUGAUUUAUUUUCGAUUCAAGUUGUGUCUGUAAAUGAUGAUCAACAAUCUUCACCCACAAUUUGGUUGUCAAAAUCAAUGGCGGAUGAUGAGAAGUCAAAAUACAGCACGGGAAAUGAAUCAGCUGACAUUUUCUUCAGUUGUGAGACAUUUGAAGUCAUUAACAUUGAUGGAGAUCAAAUUUCAAAUGGACCUGGAUUACUCUUUCGUUCUUUCACUGGUCAUCACAUUGAGUUUAGAACUGGAAGCUUAAAUCCUAUGGAACAUAUGACAUUGAAUUGCGAUGGAUGGUGCACAUUAACAUGUAAACGUAUUAAAAAAGAUCAAUCGAUUGGACAGUCAAUUCAAUACACGCUUUUGUCAGCAUUUGAUGAAAAAUUCUUCAGCGACAUUACAAUCAAAAGCUGUGAUGGAUUUUCAUUUGAAGUUCAUUCACCGAUUCUUCGCCUCAAUGGCUUUGAUUGCAGUAGUUUGAAUCAAAGUCCCAUGUCAUCAACAACAAUUGCUACAGCUCAACCCACACAACCACUUUCGAAUUUCCUCUCACCACCAACAAUUCAUCUCAGUACAUUCAACUUCUCGCCAAAUUUUGUCAAUCAUAUUUCCAACUCGUUUAAUUGCUUGACAACGUCACGUGAAUCGAUUUACCAUCUAACAGCACCUUUGAGUAACUCAAAGAAUGGUCAAAUAUCUUCAUCCGAUUCUCAUCUAAAUAAUCUUCAAGACAACUCAAAGGAAAAUGUUUUUAAUUUUCCUACAAUUCAAACGACGCCAACACAAACACAGCAGCAGCAACAACAACAGCAACAUCAACAAUCGAUAAGCAAAAAGAAUGAAACAAAACAUAAACUUCGUUUAUCGUCAUCGCAAAUAAUAUUCAGAAAUCCUUUAUCGCCCUUUCGAGUUCGUAGUAGUCCAUUGCCAUUCUUGAAUUUAUCAUUGGACACGCCAUCGUCGCCUCUUACAUCCGUUUCUGUGCUUUUCAAUUUGACAAAGGAUGCGCUACUUCCAGUUCUCCAUUGGCUUUAUAGUGAGUCAUUGCCACAGCAUUUAAACGAAAGUCAACUUGAAGAUUUGUUGAAAAUUUGCGCUACAAUUCCUCCGCUUAAUAAAAUAAUUGGACCGUGUAAGAAAUAUUUGCGGCUCAUUAAGCUAAAGAAAGUUAUCAUUGACAUCUUUAUGGAGAUUCAUGACUGUUUGAAUCGAAUGAUUAAUAUGUCAAAUCCGUAUAAUGUCGCUCGAUGCCCAACUUCACUCUGUGAAAUUUUCAAAUAUUGCUUGUGUGAGAUUUCACUUGGAUUCACACUUUUCCUUCAACUUUCACAAAUCUUCUCUAAGGACACAUUUUUGAAUCGUUUUCAACGAAAUGAAAUAAUUAAGUUUAUUAAGUCAAGAGUUCCAAUCUUCAUUUCUCAACUUCAUCAACUAUCGACGAAUGUUUUAAUGAUAAUGAAGUCACUUCAACAAGAAGAAAAAGAUGAUUUGGUUAUUUAUUUGGUACCUGAGAUAAUUUUAGCGUUAGAUGUCACGACUGAACUGCUUGGGAAUUUAAGAAAAUCUCUCGAAGCGAUUUGCAAGAACAUUAAAGGAGAACAUGAAAUUGGCGAAGGAAAAAUUGUAGACAAGAGUGCAGUUGAUAAAGAUUUAAAAUUCUUUCUCCAUGUUUGUGAAGUCAAGAAGUUGCACGAUAUUUAUGGAAAAGUCGAUUCCAUUCUAGAAAUUAUUCAACAUAAACAAUUAACUUUCAAAAGUAUGAAUUUAGCAGAGAAACAAAGCUGCAUAAGCAUUAACAUGGAUCACGUACUGAUAGAGAUUCCAAUUAUUAUUGAACGACUUGAAGAUUUAUCGAAAAAUAUGGACGACAAAUUUGGAUGGAAAGAAUUUAAAUUUUGUUUCAAGUUUGCAACAAGUCAAAUUAAUGGAAUCCUCAGCAAGCUUCUAGAGCACAAAGCCACCAUGGUUUAUUCAAUUCUGGAGCUAUGUCAGCUGGUUAACAAAAGCGCCUUCACCAACAAACUCGUACAACUCGGAUUGUUGGAACGCCAUGUUGCCGCCAAACAUUUUGAUGGAAGUGAUAAUGAUAACUUAGAUAGCGAACAAAAGUUGAUUAAGGACUACAAUAGCUAUAAGAUAAAUCUGUUUAGUGGAUUAUGCGAAUCACCAAAUGCCAUCAACUCAAACUUGUCAAAAAAUGCUCUUAAACUUCUGCACUCAGGCCAUCUUUCCGAUAUGGAAUUUGAAGUCAUAACAACAUCGACAGUUUCAGAUAAUUCAGUGUCAUUGACAUCAACGCCUGUCGCUAUUAUCGCACCUUCAGGGCAUGAUAAUUAUGAUUACAAUGAUGGAACAGCAAAGAAGGAAUAUCAUAUUUUCAAAGCCCAUAGGGUGAUUGUGGCAGCUCGAUGUGAAUAUUUGCGGAAGGCAUUGUUGUCGGGAAUGCAGGAAGAUAUCAAUAGAAAAAUAACAAUUUAUGAUACAUCACCUGUGAUAUUUCGACGAUUUUUACUGUAUUUAUAUGGAGCACCGGUGGAUAAGAAUGUCGGGUUGGAGUCAAUUUGUGAGCUGAUGUUGCUAGCCGAUCGAUAUUCUGUUGACAGCUUAAAGGAAGUUUGUGAGCAAACGUUGAUGUCGAUGAUUGACAGUGAAAGCGUAAUUUGCAUGCUUGGCAUCUCAGAUCGUUUUAAUGCAAAUACAUUGAAAGCAAGCUGCUUAUCUUUCCUUUCACAGCACAUUGAACUUACAGCUUCCGAAAUAUUUCGUGAGUUGUCACAAGACCUUCAAGCAGAAGUCUUUGAACUCAUUCAAUGGCGUAAGCGAUGCACAACUGACACAUGGAGCCAUUUGUCAUCAAGAUAUGACGACCCGUUAAGAUCAAGACAUUCACUUAAGUCACCAUCACGACCAUCAAAGUCUCGUAGUCGUAAAUCGUCGCCUAGCUAUCACCAUAAAUAACUCGAAAUUCUAAAUUCUAUAAAAGAAAUUUCAGUCUGGUCAUAAAGAUAGAAAAUGAAGUCGCUCACUACUUUUCAUUGAAGACUUUUGGAUCGCGAUACAAUGACAUGUUCCAUUAAAAAUUUCUUAAUUUUAAAAUCGAUAUUUUUCAUUCAGUUGUCGUUUGAAAAUUUGACAUGAAACUUUUUCCCAUUUAUCUAAUAUUUAUUGAUAUAAAAACUUUUCCACGAACAAAUGAAAAUUCGUCGUGAAAAUCAGACAAUCAUAAAUUGAAUAUAAAUUGCUUCUGAGAUGAACCAAACCAACGAAGAAACGACAAAAUUAAUUCAAGAAAUUUCUCUCGUCAUCCAUCCGAUAAUUUUUCGACCCUUUUCAAAAAAUAUUUCGAUUUAUUGGUUAUUCGAUGUCUUGAAUGUUGAUUAUAGUGAAAGAAGAAAAAAAUCUUUGAAUGAUCUUUGUAAGUAAAAAUAUGUUUGUUCUUGUGACUUCGAUUUGACCGACGUUUAAUGUUAUAUUUAUUCAAAAGAUUUUCCCCCGAAUGGAAAGGAACAUAAAAGAGAUAAAUCAAUGUUUAAGUGAAAGGAAAGUUUUUAAAUUAAGCUCAAGUCUUUGUAAGAAUCUUUAAUGUGAAUCUUCUCUUUCAAACCAACCAAUAUUUAAAGCUACAAAAUGAAAUGUAAAGACAACAUCUCGUUGGACGCAUUCAAACAUUGUUAGUUAAGAUGAAAAAGAAAAAUUGAAACACGAAAGACAUGAAAAUAAAUAUUUAUUUCAAUUGCAAAUAAAGCAAAUACUUUUGAAAAUUGAACAUUUUCCUUUUUCAUUUCUUCUUUCAGUUCUUUUCAAUUUACAUGAAAAUCAAAAAACAAG
This is a messenger RNA of Clunio marinus, 4057 nucleotides long. Lineage: Eukaryota; Metazoa; Arthropoda; Insecta; Diptera; Chironomidae. The record is from the annotation of a GenBank genome assembly.